AUGUCUGUUCCAUUGACUUUAAGUACACCUAUUUUAUAUAUUGUUUCAAACUUAGGUUCAAAGUGCUAUUCGAAUGUUGACAGAAACUACUAUGACCAAAAGAUACUCAUGCGUAUAAACAACACUUUCUCUGCUGGUUUGCCUAUUGUUCAUUCGAAUGCAGAGUUUUCAGCUUUAGUAAACUCAAACACUUUAGCAAACAUAAACUUAACCUUAGUUGACGCAAACUUUGUUCCUGUAAAACUUUUAUGUCCUAUGUAUUUGUCAAUGACGGCAGAAAGUUUCGAAUUGGAAGAUGCAACUGGUGAAAGUAUUGUACUACAAGAACAACUUCAACAACAAAUAGCUCAAGAACAACAAAUGCAACAAAUAGCUCAAGAAUAA
Trichomonas vaginalis G3 is the source of this 384-nucleotide messenger RNA. RefSeq lists its product as uncharacterized. NCBI's taxonomy places the organism in Eukaryota, Parabasalia, Trichomonadida, Trichomonadidae. Bases 1 to 384 code for a protein of 127 amino acids. The transcript has a single exon. The record is from RefSeq and is a predicted model, not a curated record.